UCUUUGUCCUGGCCUUGUUCCCUUUUCUGUGUUCUCUACUGUCUGUCCUGACUUGCAUGGUCUCCUUCUGGACCCUUCAUGCCUGGGAGUGGGAGAUUGCCCAUUCGCCUCCAGCCCGCCUCCAGUACAGCUGAGCACGGGAUCAUCCAGAAUGAAGACUCUCUGUGAAUCACACUUGGCCUUUGCUGCUCCUUCUGAUAGGCAGUUUCUGUGACUGCCCCAGCUCUGCCUUCUCACAGCCGAUGCUCAUAAAUGUGAGGUUCUCCUCUCUGAGGGAAUGAGCUCCCGACACCCGCUGAGCUCUGCAUCCACUCUCAAAGGCCAGAAAUUUAACUUUACCUCAAAUAUGGACGACAUUAACUGGGAGAAUUACAGUGAAGAUUUUGGUAAUUACAGUUACAACACUGACCUGCCCUCUAUCCUACCAGACUCUGCCCCAUGCCGGCCAGAAUCUCUGGAUGUCAACAAGUAUGGCAUUGUCCUCAUCUAUGCCCUGGUCUUCCUGCUUAGCCUGCUGGGAAACUCCCUGGUGAUGCUGGUCAUCUUAUACAGCCGGGUGGGCCGCUCUGUCACCGAUGUCUACCUGCUGAACCUGGCCAUGGCUGACCUGCUCUUUGCCCUGACCUUGCCUAUCUGGGCCGCCUCCAAGGCAAAGGGCUGGAUCUUUGGCACACCCCUGUGCAAGGUGGUCUCACUCCUGAAGGAAGUCAACUUCUACAGUGGUAUUCUACUGCUGGCCUGCAUCAGUAUGGACCGCUACCUGGCCAUUGUCCAUGCCACACGCACGCUGACUCAAAAGCGGCACUGGGUCAAGUUCAUAUGCUUAGGCAUCUGGACCCUGUCCUUGAUCCUGGCCCUGCCCAUCUUCCUCUUCCGCAGGACCAUCUACCCACCCUAUUCAAGCCCAGUCUGCUACGAAGACAUGGGUGCCAAUACAACAAAAUGGCGGGUGGUGAUGCGGGCUCUUCCCCAGACCUUUGGCUUCCUCGUGCCCCUGCUGGUCAUGCUGUUCUGCUACGGAUUCACCCUGCGCACGCUGUUUGCGGCCCACAUGGGGCAGAAGCACCGGGCCAUGCGGGUCAUCUUUGCUGUGGUGCUCGUCUUCCUGCUCUGCUGGCUGCCCUACAACCUGGUCCUGAUCGCAGACACCCUCAUGAGGAUGCGGGUGAUCUCGGAGACCUGUGAGCGUCGCAAUGACAUAGGCCGGGCCCUGGAUGCCACUGAGAUCCUGGGCUUCCUCCACAGCUGCCUCAAUCCUCUCAUCUAUGUCUUCAUUGGCCAGAAGUUUCGCCACGGACUCCUCAGGAUCAUGGCCAUCCAUGGCCUGAUCAGCAAGGAGUUCUCGGUCAAGGACGGCAGGCCUUCCUUUGUUGGCUCUUCUUCAGGGAACACUUCUACCACCCUCUAAGACCCCCACACAGGGCUCUUCCCUUCCCUUCACCAUCCAUUCCAAGCCUCAUAUCCUCUGACUGUUCACAGUCUGCAUGUCAAGGCAGCCUGCCAUUCUGGUUACAGGGAGUUGCUGAGGCCACAUCCUUACCAGGCCCCCAUUGUGUGCCUUGGCCCCACCUCUUACCAUAAUCAUCAUGUCAACUGCUAGAGCUUGGUCCAUCCAACCAUUGAGCCCACAGCCCUCUGUCUUCUGGCAGAGAGUCUUUGAAGACACUCUUUUAAGUAACUAUAAAAGUUUCCACCAUUGGGAACCAGUGAUGUCAAACAUCAUUAGUUGCUUCCCCAACUUUCUCUUUCCUUGCCUUCUAGCAAAGUCCCUUGAGAGAGGCUGAGAAUGACAGACACUCACUUUCUAAGAUUCUCUUCAGGCAGGAGUGGCCAUAUCAUCUGGUUCUGACUACUGAGACUUAAAGGCAAUAGUGUUCUGGUAAACCAAUCUUCUAGGAGAAAAACUUCUGAUUUGUAGCAUUUGCCAUGUUCCAGUGUGUAAAUGCUCCCACCAUGGCUGAUUUCAGGGGUGGCAGUGUUUAGCAACCAGCUCACAAAAUCUAGAAAAUGUAAUAGUAUGCUUUUACAGGCAGGUAAAAAUUGGCUUCAGUGCACCUUUGCUUAAGAGGAAGUCUGCUAGGGCCUGGAGACCCCUGGGAAAUAUUCUUGAUUUGAGAGAGAGAGAGAGAGAAAGAGAGAGAGAGAGAGAGAAAGAGAGAGAGAGAGAGAGAGAGAAACAUAUCCUUGAUUCUUGCUUUUGAAUAUGGUUAUAAGAUAUGAUGUGUGGAGCUGAGGCAGCCACUUUGUGACAAUGAGGCAAAAAGUAUGUCCACACUCAGGCUGAUGGAGCCAAAGGAUAAAAAGAGCCUAAGAAUAAAGAGCUCAGAAGUUAAACUAAGCAUAAAUGUCAAGUGAUUUUCAACAAGAAUGCCAAGACUAUUCAAUGGGGAAAGAAUAGUCUGUCAACAAAUCGUGCUGGUAAAAUUAGAUGUACACAUGCACAAGAAUGAAAUUGGACCCUUACUUUACACCACAUACAAAAUUAACUCAAUAUGGAUCAAAGAUUUAAAAUUAAAGCUAAAAUUCUAAAACUCUUAGAAGAAAACAUAGGUGGGAAGAUUCAUGUCAUUGGAUUUGGCAAUGAUUUGUUGGAUAUGACACCAAAAGUGUAGGCACCAAAAGAAACAGUAGGUUAAUUGGACUGCAUCAAAGUUAAGAACUUUUGUGCAUUAAAGGACACUAUCAACAGAGUGAAAAGGCAAACCACAGAAUGGGAGAAAAUAUUUGAAAUCAUAUAUCUUAUUAAGGGUUAAUAUACAGAAUAUAUAAUGAAUUUCUACAACUCAACAGCAAAAAACAAACAAGCAAACAACCUAAUUCAAAAAUAGGCAAAGGAAUUAGAAAGUAGACAUUCCUCCAAAGAACAUAAAGAAAUAGGUCAUCAGUAAUAAUUAGGAAAAUGUAAAUCAAAACUACAGUGAGGUCCCACUUGACACACAGGUAUUUGUACACUAAUGUUCAUAGCAGCAUUAUUCACAAUAGCCAAAAUGUGGAAAUAACCCAAUUGUCCAUCAGCAGAUGAAUGGAUCAACAAAGUGAGAUAUAUACCUACGAUGGAAUAAUACUCGGUCUCUAAAAGGAAUAAAAUUCUGAUACGUGCAACAACAUGGAUGAACCUUGAAAACAUUAUGCUAAGUGAAAUAAACCAAGCACAAUACUGUAUGAUUCCACUUAUAUGAAGUACCUAGAAUAGUCACGUUUAUAGAGACAGAAAGUAAAAUAGUGUUUACCAGAGGCUGGGUGAAGGGGGAAAAUGGGGAGUUAUUGUGUAAUGGAUACAGAAUUCAGUUCGGGAUGAUGAAAAGUUUCUGGAGAUGGACAGUGGUAAUAAUUGCACAAUAAUGUGAAUGUACUUAAUGCCACUAAACUGUACACUUUAAAAUGGUUAAAAUGAUAAAUUUUGUAUUAUGCAUAUUUUACCACGUAGUUCCAAAAAGGCAAACUUGAACCAAUGGACCCACCUACCUAUAACUUCUUAAAUGAUAUCAUUAAAUGUCUCUUUUGUAUAAACUA
Molecule: messenger RNA, 3513 nt
Organism: Camelus dromedarius (Arabian camel)
Lineage: Eukaryota; Metazoa; Chordata; Mammalia; Artiodactyla; Camelidae
Gene: CXCR2
Product: C-X-C motif chemokine receptor 2
Exons: 2
Coding region: 278-1408 (376 amino acids)
Biological process (GO): immune response; neutrophil chemotaxis; positive regulation of cytosolic calcium ion concentration
Cellular component (GO): external side of plasma membrane; membrane
Molecular function (GO): C-C chemokine receptor activity; interleukin-8 binding; C-X-C chemokine receptor activity
Source: RefSeq, a predicted model, not a curated record